CAGCAACACCCGUUGCAGCCUGUUGCCUGCAGGACCUGAUGCUCAUCCAUAUUAAACCGUCUGAGCUCAGGAAUUCAUCCAGAUCAUCUCUCUCCCUCCCCUCCUACUGCAAAGUUUAUUUUUAACCAACGAUUUGGAUGGGCCUGCGAGAAGGAGAAGCAUCUUUUAACCCAAUUGGCCUCCGCUCCCUGCAACUACAUCCUCCUCCGGCUCGCUCUCCUCUUCCUUCUCCAGCAAUUUUUUUGCUGUUGCGUUGGGGUUGUGCGAGAGAGGGAAAAGCUUUUAUGAUUUGAAGAUGAUGGGGAGCGAAGUAGCUCCCCUCUAAGUUGAAGUGGAGUCGACUCUCUCUCAAGAUAUAAAGUGCAUUUCUGAAGAGCGACCUGAAGCUUAGAAAGGGUUGCUGUGUUGCGGUGUCCAUGAUCUGGUGUGUUUUUGAGCUUUCCUGAUUCGGGCAGGGCUAGUUCACUUCGACAUAACAGCAAAUGCUAUGAAAAUGAACAAGCCAAUCUAGCAAAAAACUAGGUUUAGAAGCGGAAAUUAUAAUACGAGAACCCAGAUUUUCAGGCUCUGUUGGUCCGCUAGGUAGUUUUGUACUAGUCCUCCAGCUGUGCUGACACAGAUCUGACUCCUCCAGUUGCUAACCUUCCACCAGGGUCCUAUUUGCACCAGCAUCUUAGAAGCAAGAGCAAACCCAAAACUUCAGAGGUGCUGCUGAGGAAAGGAUCUCUUCUGGAUUUAGGUGGUCUUCAGCUUGUUAGGCAAAUACCGAAAAGCAGCACACAAGGAAAGGAAGCUUCACUAGACAGUGUCAAGAAAGGAAAAUGAAGUUCCAGAGAAUAAACUCGGAGGCUUAAAGCGGUUGCCCAAAAGCAGCGGCACCACAGUUCCCAAACUGUUUUGAAGGCGCAGAUUUGCCGCGUGUCGGCGUCAUAAUGGCAGCUGUUAUGAGCUUGGGGAAGAUCGCUGAAAAUGGCACCGCACCAUCUCAGAAUGCCAAGUCCCCACCGAAACCUCUUGCUCCCAAUCGGAUUGGCAGGAGAAACCAGGAAACAAAAGAUGACAAGUCUUCCUAUACCUGCCCUCUUUGUGAAAAGAUUUGCACUUCUCAGCAUCAGUUGACAAUGCAUAUUCGUCAGCAUAACACGGACACUGGAGGGACAGACCAUUCCUGCAGCAUCUGUGGAAAGUCUCUGAGCUCUGCAAGCUCCCUCGACCGUCACAUGUUGGUCCAUUCUGGCGAAAGGCCUUACAAAUGUUCGGUGUGUGACCAGUCCUUCACCACCAAUGGAAACAUGCACAGACAUAUGAAAAUCCACGAGAAGGAUCCAAAUGGCACUACUACAAGUACAGCACCUGCCUCCCCACUGAAACGCAGGCGGUUGUCCACAAAACGAAAACACAGCCUAGAAACCGAGGCAGACAAAGAGGAGCGAAUUCCAGCCAAAAAGGCCGUGGAGGAACUGCAAAGUGGUGAAGCUGAGAAGAAGGCCGAGGAUGAAGUUUAUCGUUGUCCAGUGUGUUUCAAGGAAUUUUCGUGCAAGUAUGGGCUGGAAAGCCACAUGGAGGCGCAUCCAGACACCUCACUGAGGUGUGACAUCUGUUGCCUUUCCUUCCGCACGCAUCGGGGUUUGUUGCGGCAUAAUGCGGUUAUUCAUAAACAACUUCCAAGGGACCCACUGGGAAAGCCUUUUAUUCAGAAUAACCCUUCGAUUCCUGCAGGCUUCCACGAUUUGGGAUUCACAGAUUUCUCCUGCAGGAAAUUUCCUCGCAUUUCUCAGGUCUGGUGUGAAACAAACCUGCGGCGAUGCAUCAGUGAAUAUCACCGGUAUGUCUGCGAGGUGUGCAACAAGGCGUUCCCCAUGCGCUCAGCACUCAAGCUGCACGCAGAGACCCACGCCGCGGAUCAGGAAAGAGAGAAGCACGAACUGCCCUCGGAGGAUCUGGACCGGAAAGCUUACAUGGCAUCCUUGGGGCUGCAGCAUACCAAAGACGUUGAACCUGCCCAGCAGGAGGAGCUGGCUUCAGAUGAGGCCCAAGAAAUGCAGCUCCAAACACUGAAAUGUAACCUACCUCAGGAACCUGGUAGUGCUAACCAGUUGAACAUGUCUCCUCUGGAGGCUGCUUCUGUGGGAGGGCCCUUCUCUGUCCUCGCCCCCACGAAAGAAAACAUGAAGCUCCUGUCACUACAGCCUUUCCAGAAAGGCUUCAUCAUUCAGCCCGACACUAGCAUUGUCGUCAAGCCCAUUUCCGGCGAGCUGGCGGACAUCCAGCAGAUCUUGAAGAUGGCUUCCUCUGCGACGCCGCCGAUAAGCCUUCCGCCCCUCUCGAAGGCGCCUCCUGUCCCCUUGCAGUCCCUCUUCAAGCACAUGCCUCCGCUGAAGCCAAAGCCCUUGGUGGCGCCCAGGACGGUCGUCGCAGCUUCGACGCCUCCUCCGCUGGUCAGCACUCAGCAAGCCUCGCCCGGCUGCAUCAGCCCAAGCCUUCCUCCGGCGCCACCCAAGCCGCUCAGAACCUCCGAAGAGUCGACUUUGGCCUCUCACCUUCCUCACGGUAAAGCAGGAAACCAACCCAGCCCUUCUCCCCAGGCCAAGGCAGAGCCUUUGAGCCAGAGCGAGAUGAAAACGCAGCUGGAGCAAGACAGCAUCAUCGAGGCCCUGCUGCCCUUGACGAUGGGUGGGAAGAUCAAGCAGGAGGUCAUGGAGCGGGACUUCAAAGCCAUGAUUGCCGGGGCAGCAAGCAAGAAGGCCCCCGCCGUGAGGAAAAUGACGUUCCCCUGUCACUUGUGCAAGCAGGUGUUCGCAUUCUCCGGGGUCCUGAGGGCUCACAUCCGCUCCCACCUGGGCAUCUCCCCGUACCAGUGCAACAUCUGCGACUACAUUGCCGCCGACAAGGCGGCGCUGAUCCGGCACCUGCGGACGCACAGCGGGGAGCGGCCGUACAUCUGCAAGAUCUGCCACUACCCUUUCACGGUGAAGGCCAACUGCGAGCGGCACCUGCGGAAGAAGCACCUGAAGACGACGCGGAAGGACAUCGAGAAGAACAUCGAGUACGUGGCCAGCAACGCGGCGGAGAUGGUGGACGCCUUCUGCUCUCCGGACACGGUGUGCAAGUUUUGCGGGGAGGACCUGAAGCACUACCGAGCCCUGCGCAUCCACAUGCGGACGCACAGCGGCUGCCAGAAGAAGAAGCCGUUUGAGUGCAAGGAGUGCGGCACCGCCUUCUCGGCCAAGCGCAACUGCAUCCACCACAUCCUCAAGCAGCAUUUGCACAUCCAGGAGAGGGAGAUCGAGAGCUACGUGCUGGCUGUGGACUGCACACCCCCCGAGAGUCAGCCAGGCACCCUGCUUCUCGAAGACAGCGCCUACCUAGACCGCAAGCCUAUCGCCCCCUUCCUAGAGUCGCAGAACGGCUUCUUGAGGGGCGCCCCUUCUCAUGCAUCGAUCAAACUCGAAAACGCAAGCAGCUUCCCUAUGGAAUUCGACGAGCCUCUGGACUUCUCGCAAAAGAACAAAGACCUGAACUCUGUGCUGGUGAAGCAGGAGAGCCCGUUUGGGUCUUCUGUUUAUGACGGCUCUAUGGAGCCCAUAGACUUGUCGAUCCCCAAAGCUCCAAAGAAGGAAAAGGACGACGGCGCCCCGAGUCAGGAUACGAAGGAAGGGCACGAGGAGAAUCUCCACAACGGCCAGCAGUCUCCUCCAGCGAACAGUAACCUGGAAAACAAAGCUCCCGGACAUUCCCAGCCAUUGAAGGGUCCACUGCAUUUGACAGUCCCAAUCAUUUCUCCCUCCCUCCUGGGAAAUGCUGCCUUGCUUCGGCCCUUGAGGCCUAAGCCACCACCCCUCUUGCCAAAGCCCCCCGUGGUGAAAGAGCUGCCACCCCUUGCUUCCAUUGCGCAGAUUAUUUCGUCCGUGUCGUCUGCUCCCGCUCUGUUGAAAACGGACGCCGCGGACUCUGUCCCCAAAGCAGCUGCUGGCCCUGAGAAGCUGGGGGCCCCAAAACCGAAAGCAGCUCCUGCGGCUGCUGCCCAGGCGGACCCCAUCGUUUCCACUGACUUGACGCCGCAUGCAUGCAGCCCCAACGGGCCCCAGAAGUCCACCACGUCUGGGUCUGUGAAAAAGAGAGGCCGGAAGAAAGGGGCAAAGAACAAGCUGAAGGCAAGCAGCAGCAGCGUGGACCUGGAGUCGAGCGGGGAGUUCGCCAGCAUAGAGAAGAUGCUGGCAACCACAGACACCAAUAAGUUCAGCACGUUCCUGCAGUCGACGGAGGACUUCAAAGAAGCAGCGGCUGACCCAAACGGAACCAGUGAGGAGGAGAAAGAAACGGCCGAAGACAAACUCCUGCGGGGAAAGAGAAACGCCUACUCAAAUUGCUUUCAGAAAAUCAACUGUCCUUAUUGUCCGAGAGUUUUCCCCUGGGCGAGUUCCUUACAGCGGCACAUGCUCACUCACACAGGUCAGAAGCCCUACCCCUGUCAAAAAUGUGAUGCCUUCUUUUCCACCAAAUCUAACUGUGAACGCCACCUCUUACGCAAACACGGAGUUGUCAACUACUGUCUGAGAAGAAACGGGCUUAUCCCCCAGUCUAAAGAAAGUGAUGCUGGAGCUCAUGAUAGCACAGACAGCCAAUCGGAUCUGGAGAAUGCAAGCGUGGGAAGUGAAGCGUUAGACUUGACCUCUGGUGAAAGAGACCACCUAGAGGAGGCCGCUGAGCUUCCAGACCCUGAGCGCAGUCCCAAAGAGGAGGAGAAGAUGGACACAUCUCAAGGGGAAGAAGAUGCACAAGAGAAACUCAGCGAGGACGAAGAGGGGCCAGAAGAAGACUCCGCCAGUAACAGGAGCCUUGACCUCAAUUUUGCUAGCAAGCUCAUGGACUUCAAGCUGGCUGAGAGCGACCAGAGCACUGGUAGCGGCAUUCAGGCAGAAAAGAAGCACACCUGUGACAUUUGCGGGAAGUCCUUCAAGUUCGCGGGCACUCUCAGCCGGCACAAAAAGGCUCACGAGCGUGACGACAGGAAGGACGAAAAGAGCAGCGAGGACGAAAGCAAGAGCGUCCAAGGCGGAGGCCAAGUUCCUAUGGCUCAGGAGGAGUCUUCUCCUGAGCAGGAAGAGCCCACAGGAGACCUAAAGGCAGCAGAGUCUCCCAUGGACGGCGAGGCCACGGGGAAGGAGAACGAGGAAAGCGAGAGCAUCUCCGAGGGGGAGAGCACGGAGCGGAAGUCUUCGGAGAAGAGCGACGACGACAGGAAGCCAAAAGCGAACGGCGGGACUAAGAGCGAGUCAAAGGCAGACAAGAGGAAGAAAGUUUGCACAGUGUGCAACAAGCGAUUUUGGUCUCUGCAAGACUUGACGAGGCACAUGAGGUCCCAUACAGGGGAGCGACCUUACAAAUGUCAAACCUGCGAACGGACCUUUACUCUGAAGCACAGCUUGGUUCGCCACCAGCGUAUCCAUCAGAAAGUAAAAAGUGCUAAGAACCACGAGAAGGAGAGUGACCGAGAGGACGGCCAUUCUCGGGGCGAAGAAGAAAGCGAAAACGAGUCUCUCCACAGCAGCACCAACCCCAUCUCAGAAAACGAGUGCGACUCGCUUGCGGGGCUCGGGAGCCAUUCCCCAGUCACCAGGAGCCGCAAGGAAAGCCUUGUCAACGCCGCAAAGGAGGCCGUUUGCAAAGAAGACAAACCCACCCCUGGGAAUCGGACGGCAGGCUCCUGUCCUGCAGAGUCCAGCAAGAACGCCCAGAAGCAAACAGAAUCCCGAGGGAAAGGUGAUCGCGGGAGCCCGUCUGGCUUCAUCCAGGACUUGCUGGAGAUUCACAACAAAAAAUCUUCCAUGAGUCACAUCCUCGCCUCUGCAGAGAGCGCACCUCAGCUCUUGGGAGUCGAAUGACGGCUGCAGAAUCAUCAGCCGCACCCCCAGCGAACUGACCCAGUGUACACGGAAUAAAGUUGACAAUGCAAGCUUUUUUUUCUUUUUCUUUUUUGAGAUGCUGAAUUGGCCUGCUGUCAGUUAUGCAGGAAUGAGCUUGAGGGCUGGGGAAUUGGUGGGAGUGGGAAGAUGGCAGUCUGGAUUCAGUGCCAUAAGUCUUUCAGUAUAAAAAAAAUGCAAAAGACUACAGUUAUAUACUGAUUUGAGUGCCUUACUACUUUAUUAGGUCUUUUGGUAUCAUAGGGUUUUUUUUAAAAAAAAACACAUACAAACAAAAAGAUGAUUUAAAAAAUAUUAAUGAAAAUUAUUUGGAGAGGACCUUUUUCAUUUGAGCAUUAAUGUUACCUUUUGUAUUGGGGUGUGUGAGCUUGUUACUGUAUAUCUGUGAUAGCCGCUUUUGUGUGUUCUCUGAGCUGGAAACAAGGAGUCACUGGGGCAAGGAAGCCCUUGGAAACUUGCAGCCGAUAACUGGAAGAAGAUUUUGAGAAACCCCCAACGGAGGAACUAGAAAUAAGGUGUUGAUUUUGUUUUCCUAUUCUUGAUUUGCUACUUUUCUUUUUUGUACUUGCCACACGGGGGGCGGGGGGGGGGGAGAGAGUCAAAACCAGUUCCAGGUGUAAACAUGGUUGAUUAAACUUGGUCCAAGCCAAAAACCAGGAAAAGCAAAAUGUUCCACCUCACUGACUUCUGCUUCUCUGCCUCUCCCCUUCCGCAUUCGCGAUGAUGAUGUCCUAGCUACUGUCCUUUUGUAAAAGGCUCUUUCUGGCCCUUGUGGACUUAAAGACUCUACAGAAAGAGUUGCAUAGCGACUUUAAAAAAACAAACAAAAACCUAUGGAAAUUAUGCACCCACUUGUUAUAUAUAUAUGUUUGAUUUGUGCUUCAAUAUAUUAUUGUUAUUUUAAUAUUUUAUAAAAAAAAAUUUUUUUUGUCAGUUUGCUAAUCUCUGCGUUCAGCAGAAACCAAUGGGCAAUAUUUGCCCACGGAAAUCUACAACGCAGUUUGGAUUGCCUGCUUAAAUGUUUGUGAUCUAAUCUCUCCCCGACUCUCCCCGUCGGGAUUGCAACUCUUCUACUGUAUUUACACGGAGUCCUCUGAUCUAGAGAAUCAAGUGUAGGCCAACUCAAGCCCCGUUCACACAACCAGAACAGAUAAACUGAACGAGUGUUGCAGGGAGGGAGAGAGUGGGAUUGUAAGGGGGGGGGGCACCACUUGUGCCCUACGCGCAUACACAUUGUACAUGUGUGUGUAUGCGUCAUUUUAUUUUUCAAUUGCAGGAUCCCUGGUUGUAUGGACAAGUCCACAUGCACCCAGGUGGCAUGACUGUAGGGUUGUUCACAUGGUCAUCUGAGCACUGCUGCCAUCCCACUCCCUCCUUCCCGCUGUGUAUUCACUUUAUCCAAGUUGGUUGCAUUGACAAGGCCUAAGCCGUUCUUGAAGUUGCACGGGGCGUGGGCAGGGGGCAUUUCAUGGGUGAACAGUUCAUUGCGAGUUAGUGAAAAGGAGAAGGAUUGAUGGAAUUAGCAGCAGGCUGGCGUGGAGAGAAAUGCGAGGGGCAAGGAGGUCCUCCAAAUUGCAUGAGGAAGGCACUGCAGGAUUCUGUGAAGUUGACGUUGUUCGAAACUGCAAUAGUUGCGUUAUCAAUUUUUUUUUACGUUAAUGAGCACGAUGAUUCAGUCUUCCAGAUUAAAUGUAGAAAAGAAAAUUGCAAGCCUUAAAUGAUGCCGCUACCUUACUGUGCUUUAAAGCAAAAUAAAGAAAAUACUACCGGCGAUAAAACUAGGGAUUGACAAAAUAAAUUUCCUUCCCAAAUUUUCCAUGAAGUUGGGAGCCAGGAUUAGACUGCAUAUCCUGUUGCUGGCAGCAGGAGCCAUUGCAAGUCAACCACAUUAGGACUGUGACCCGCAGACCAGUUAAGCUGGCAUGCUGGGAUGUAAGCUUUAUUUUCACCCUGAACCUAUUUAUUUAGAGGGAGAAAAACAGUCCAUUAGUUUGAACUUCCUUCUCUUGAAUCACAUGAUCAAGAUUACCUGUGUUGUUACAUUCCUUCAUUUGCAUUUAAAGAUACAGACACAGAGUUGGAUUUAAAUUGUGCCUCUCGGUCACGUUGCUGCCAUCAGGCUCUGCAGAAUGGCUCUCACAAAUACAUUUCAUGAGUUUUCCGAGGUCUGUGUGUCAUGCUCUCUAUUCGACCUUUCCAGCUUGAUGGAAGCACACAUCUUUGGAUGGUUUCACCAAUUCUGUAGCUUCCUUUUUUAAAAUGUUGGGAAGUAACAUGGGGCUCGUCCCUCAGUUCCAUUGGCUGUGAGUCCAAUUCUCACACAUUGACUUCCCAUCUCUCCUGUAAGAAUGGAGCCUUUGGAAGCAGGCAAUGGAACUGUAGGUGUGCGAACCUUCAGAACUGAAAACAGAACAGAACCAACUUCUGUAGGAUGGGCUCUGCUGGGUUUUACCUGUAGUCUGCAGCAGGCUGUUCACCAGAUUAUACCCAAGUAUUCUUGUUCAGAUUCACUUGUGGGUCAAGCAUAAGCAUUCUGCCGCAGCAGCUGGGCAUUGUGCAGAAAGCUCUGGAUCAGGGUUUCCCAAAUUUUGGUCUCUCCAGCUGCUGUUGGACUACAACUCCCAUCAUGCCUAGUUAGCAGGACCGGUGGUCAAGGAUGAUGGGAAUUGUAGUCCAAAAACAGCUAGAGUCCCAAGUUUGGGAAACGAUGUUCUGGAUGGUAUCCAACUAAGUCGCACUCAAAUGAGACCCGCUGAAAUCGGUGGACUUCAGUUAGGCAUAGUUAACUUCAGUCCCACUAAUUUCAGUGCGUCAAGAGUAGAAUUAGUUGGGUACCAGACUUGCCCCUUAGUCUUCUGGGGUAAGAGGAAAGUGAAGUGUUUCUGGAGCCCCUGCUGUUUUCCUUCCCUGGGCCUCUUUUUCUUCUUUUUCUUCACACUGCUAACCUCUUCUGCCCUCAGUGAGGCUCCGUACCUCAAGUGAUCUUGCACAGCCGCACCCCGGUAUUCAGUUUGGCAAUUGGAAGGACAAAACCCGACACCGAUUAUCUUUUUAAUGUCUGCUGCUUCUUAGCACUUCGAAUCAGGCUGCACAGGAAGAGGGUAGAAAUCAUUCUGAGCUGAAAAUAGUAAAUAUAUAAUAAGAAGCAAGGGGAAAGGUGUUGAGGUAUAGAUAAGGUUUUGUUGUCAUUGAGGAUUUUUUUUUUAAAAAAAAGUGUUUUGAAACCAUUCCUCCAGAUUAGUAGAAAAUCAGUACCAAUGAUUCUUUUUACAAAAUCCCUCUGUUAAAUGAGUCUUUUCAUCAAAGCCAAUUUAAUGAAUCCCUUAAUUUUUAAUUGCUAUUAUAUUAUUAUUAUUAUAUUAUAAUUAUUAUUUGGGGGUAUUUUUGUUCUUGGGCUGGUUUUUUUAAAUAUAUAUAUAUAUAUAAAUUUGCAGCUCUCCACAUUAAACUGCGCAAUACUGUGGGGGAGAAGCCAUUAACUAAACCAGGACUGUCAAAAACUGCUCCCAUCCCACCCCAGACUGUGUGGGUCAUUCCACGGACAUGCCAAGUCUCCUCGCAGGCCAAUUCACAUGGUUUCUGUCUUUUGGGGGUGGGCGGGCGCAGGUUUGACAGACGUGAACUAAACUCUAUGCUGCAGGAAUAAUGUGGCAAAUAUUUUCCCAGCACCUUGCCGGGACAUCUGCUAGCAAUAAUCACUAUUGAUUUAAAGCUUUAUUUAGCCUUUAUCUAUAUCCUAGUAGAUUAUAAAAUCUUGCCACAUUUUAUUGAUGUUUUUAUUAGUCGCGUUUGAUGGAGGAAGAAAACCCCUCUGUUCUUGUUUCCCUCCCCCUGUUGUUGAUUUGCCCCCCUCCAUCCUCCUCACAUUCACCCCCCCCAUAUUAAACUGUGAAAUUUAUAACGUGUUUAAACUAUGGGUGAAUCUUAGGCUUAGUUUUGCAUGUUCAGCUAAUUCGUCUCUACAUCUUCCUUUUUUGUUUUUUUGAUUCCCUCCCCACCUCCUCUUCUCUCAGGGCUUUUUAAAACAACAUGUCCCCCCCUCCACCCCUUUCUGAAAUUCUCUUGUUGGAUUUGCAAUGGAGCAAAUACUGAAAAUUCAAAUCACUACAAUAAGCACCUGACUGUGAAAGCAAUACAUACGGAAGAACAGAAACAAGGUUUAAAAGAGGCAGUUGACGUUUGCAGCUGUAAUGGCAUAGCUCAAGAUCCUUUGGAUGGCAGCCUCCACCUGCCCCAGCCAGCCUGACCAAUGGUCAGGGCUGGUGGAAAUUCUAGUCCAAAACCUCUGGAGGGCACCAGAUUAGGGAAGGCUGACAUAGUUCAUCUGGAGCUAGCUCUUCUGCUGAUUUAAUUCCAGCUUCCCAAUGAUUUAUAGAGUCUUUUAUCUUCUAGCACCCAAACCCCCAAUUCUCCCAUCACCUUAGAGCAGACACUGGAGUUGCCGCCCUUUCCCACGAUGAGUCUCUUGUGUUGCUACCCCCUGUGUUGGUUGGAUCAUGAAACUGUGGUGAGAUGAUUUGUGAGGACAGAGCAGGACACUUGGAGUAGAUCCACUAGUGCAGGCAUGGGGAACCUGCAGCCCUCCCAGGUGCGUUUGGGCUGCAUCUCCCAUUCUCCCUGACAGUUGGCCAUGCUGAGUGGUGCUGAUGUGAGCUGGAAUCCAGGAAGAUUUUGAGGGGGCGCCAGGUUUGUCAUCCUUGUUCUAGCCCCUCGAAGCAAUUAAGGGAAAAGGUCCUGGAAAAGAAAUAAGGUGUAUACACUGAGGUGUUGUGGUAAAUCCUUGCCUUGUUUCUUUUAGCCCCAGGUAACGUCAUAAUAGUUUUGAGGAGCCAAUGUAUCCAUUGCAGGUUCUCCCCCUUGCACUGUCCCUGGGCUGUUUGAGUCAAGUUUCGCUAGAGAUAAGAGGAUGGGGCGUGGGCUGUCUUUUCUGUCCCUCCCCCCUUGUCCCCUCGAGAAGGAAGUUCAAUCGUUAAACUUUCAGCCUGUGCAAGGAAACAAAAAUUAGUGUGUAGAAUCCACAUGCAGAUAUAUAUAUAUAAUUUUUUUUCUAAAGGGAACUUCUUAAAAAAAACAACUGCUGCUACAAGUUAUGUACAAGACUGGUUUAUGCCACACGAACAGAGAAUCACGCGUUUUGUUUGGUUGUUUCUAUUCCUCUUCUCAUUCAGUUGUACAUUACUUCCAAAUUCAACAUGAUGAAAGUAAUUGCUGUUCUGUAUCAAACAAUCUUCGCAAUAAAAUGUUAUAUUUAAAAAAACAACAACAA
Molecule: messenger RNA, 11190 nt
Organism: Podarcis muralis (Common wall lizard)
Lineage: Eukaryota; Metazoa; Chordata; Lepidosauria; Squamata; Lacertidae
Gene: RREB1
Product: ras responsive element binding protein 1
Biological process (GO): regulation of transcription by RNA polymerase II
Cellular component (GO): nucleus
Molecular function (GO): RNA polymerase II cis-regulatory region sequence-specific DNA binding; DNA-binding transcription activator activity, RNA polymerase II-specific
Source: RefSeq, a predicted model, not a curated record